AUGGCAACGGCUGCCGGGGCCGCAUCCCGCCCCGACCCCCUGCGCCACGCAGCCCCCGCUCCCCGCCCCGAGGCGCUCACCCCUCCGAGCCCCCCCCCAGUGCCCUGCCCCCCCCCCCGCGCCCACCCUCUGCACCCGCGGUGUGCCCAGGGGAGGGGCCGCGCAGCCUCGGGGGCCUCCCCUCCACCCCCUCCCCGUGCCAGGGUUCACCCCCCGGCCUGGUUCCCCCCCAGGGGGGCUUUCUCGGUGGUCCGGCGCUGCGUCAAGCUCUGCACCGGCCAUGAGUACGCCGCCAAGAUCAUCAACACCAAAAAGCUCUCGGCCAGAGACCACCAGAAGCUGGAGCGGGAGGCCCGAAUCUGUCGGCUGCUGAAGCACUCCAACAUCGUGCGGCUCCACGACAGCAUCUCCGAGGAAGGCUUCCACUACCUCGUCUUUGACCUGGUGACCGGCGGGGAGCUCUUCGAGGACAUCGUGGCACGAGAGUACUACAGCGAGGCCGAUGCCAGCCACUGCAUCCAGCAGAUCCUGGAGGCUGUGCUCCACUGCCACCAGAUGGGGGUGGUCCACAGGGACCUUAAGCCGGAGAACCUGCUCCUGGCCAGCAAGUGCAAAGGGGCAGCAGUGAAGCUGGCAGACUUCGGCCUGGCCAUCGAGGUGCAGGGGGAUCAGCAGGCCUGGUUCGGCUUCGCGGGCACGCCUGGGUACCUGUCCCCUGAGGUGCUGCGCAAGGAGGCCUACGGCAAACCCGUGGACAUUUGGGCAUGUGGCGUCAUCCUCUACAUCCUGCUGGUUGGGUACCCACCCUUCUGGGACGAGGACCAGCACAAACUCUACCAACAGAUCAAGGCUGGUGCCUACGACUUCCCCUCGCCCGAGUGGGACACGGUGACCCCCGAGGCCAAGAACCUCAUCAACCAGAUGCUGACCAUCAACCCUGCCAAGCGCAUCACUGCCCACGAGGCCCUCAAGCACCCCUGGGUCUGCCAACGCUCCACUGUGGCCUCCAUGAUGCACAGGCAGGAGACCGUCGAGUGUCUGAAAAAGUUCAAUGCCAGGAGGAAGCUCAAGGGAGCCAUCCUCACCACCAUGUUGGCCACCAGGAACUUCUCAGUGGGCAGACAGACCACAGCUCCUCCGAGCAUGUCGGCGGCCGCCGCCGGGGCCCCCCUGGGGCUGGUGGAACAAGGUAGACGUGGCCGAAAUGGGCCCCCCCCGGCCCCCCCCCACCCCCCCCCCCAACCCGCCCUGGCCUCUCCCCUCCUCGACCCCCGCUUGGUUUCUCUCCUGUGUGUCCCCUUCCCUCCCCCCCGGACCCUUUGUCCUCUCUCAAGCAUCCCCCAAAGCACAAAAGGUUUCGGUACCCUCCUCGAAAAUGGGAGCGCUUGGCAUGGGCAUGGCCCCCCCCCUGCCCCCCCCGGCCCUGCAUGCCCCUCCCCCGGCCCUGCAUGACCUCCCCCUCCCCACGGGGACAGAGAGAUGCCAACGUCCUGCCCCCUCCCCCCCCCCGCCCAGCACGGGCAGCGCUGGCUGUUGGCAUCUCCACUGUCACCCGCCCUGGCAGCGUCCUCUGCCCACCCACCCCCCCCCACAAGGGCCACCUACGCCUAGGGGGGGGGUCUCUGUGCCACCUGCACCCGGGGGGGUGCUCUCUGCCACCUGCACCCGGGGGGGUGCUCUCUGCCACCCACUUCUGGGGAGAGUCUCUGUGAUACUGACACCCGGGGGGGGGUCUCUGUGCCAUCUCCUCCUGGAGGACUCUCUGUGCCACCCACUUCUAGGGGGGGUAUCUCUGUGCCACCUGCUCCUGGGGAGGGUUCUGUGCCAUCUCCUCCUGGAGGUGUCUCUGUGCCACCUACUCCUGGGGAGGGGUC
Molecule: messenger RNA, 1874 nt
Organism: Pogoniulus pusillus (Red-fronted tinkerbird)
Lineage: Eukaryota; Metazoa; Chordata; Aves; Piciformes; Lybiidae
Product: calcium/calmodulin-dependent protein kinase type II subunit beta-like
Exons: 13
Coding region: 1-1452 (483 amino acids)
Biological process (GO): protein phosphorylation
Molecular function (GO): protein kinase activity; ATP binding
Source: RefSeq, a predicted model, not a curated record